AUGAUCCAGCGAGUGCUCCAGCGCAGCACAGUCGCUGUCAGCACGCCACCAGUUUGGCGGCUGCUUGUGCUACCGCAGCGAGGCUACGCUUCCAAAAACACCGGUGCAAAACCCUCCAGAGAUGAGCCCUACUCGGACCUCUUUCUCACCAAGAGCUUGUCCAACAAGUCGUUCGACAGUGGCUUUAUUCGAUGCACUACCUUCGACAACCACGGCACCAUCGUCCACCACGGCAAGGAUAUCCGCAAGGUGGAGUUCAUGAAGACCCACAACUUGGUGGCACGAGACUUCAGAAAGAUCUCCCGCCAUCUGCACGCGGGCGGUAACUCCGCCUUCUUCGACAUGGUACCAUCCAUCGUGACCAGAAGCGACAGCAUCCUCUUGAACCUCCUCAACGUGCGGGCCAUGAUCAAGAAGGACAUGGUAGCCAUCUUCGAUAGCUCCAGCUACUCCACGGGAGGAGGGCGUGGCAGCAGGCUCAAUGAGUCCCGUUCUCAGUCCAUGUUCUUCAAGGACUUGAGCGAACGGUUGGCCAUCCAGGGCGACGAGUUGCCCUACGAGUUCAGGGCCAUGGAAGCAGUGUUGGUGCACGUCAUGACCAACUUGACCACCGAAAUGAAUGUUCACAUCAGGGUGCUUCAAAACAUCUUGAACGGCCUCGAGGACAAUAUCGACAGAGUGCGAUUGAGAUACUUGUUGAUCGAAUCAAAGAAAAUUGCCCAGUUCCACCAGAAGGUCCUCUUGAUCAGGGACUUGUUGAAUGACAUCAUCGACAACGACGACGAAUUGAACGACUUCCAUCUCACCGACAUUCUGAAAGGCCAGCCACGUACGGGAACCGACCACGCCGAGAUUGAGUUCCUUCUUGAAUCCUACUACAAGACCAGCGAUGAGAUCGUCCAGACGGUCCAGAACUUGAAGUCCCAGAUAAAAACCACCGAGGAAAUCAUCAACAUGGUGUUAGAUUCCAACAGAAACGAGCUCAUGUUGCUAGGCUUAAAGUUCUCCACCGGCUUGUUGUCUACAGGUAUAGCCUUGUAUGUCUCGGCGUUGUAUGGUAUGAACUUGGAAAAUUUCAUUGAGGAAUGCGACGGAGGGUUCGAGCUUGUGGUGGUAGUUGGCUCUGUUCUUUUCGUGGCAUUGUUAUUGUUUAGUGUCAACAAGUUGAAGAACUUACAAAAGGUCACAAUGACUGGUGUACAUAGAGAAGGUAGGUUCAAAAAGUGA
This is a messenger RNA of Suhomyces tanzawaensis NRRL Y-17324, 1227 nucleotides long. RefSeq lists its product as uncharacterized. Bases 1 to 1227 code for a protein of 408 amino acids. Gene Ontology annotation, cellular component: mitochondrial inner membrane. NCBI's taxonomy places the organism in Eukaryota, Fungi, Ascomycota, Pichiomycetes, Serinales, Debaryomycetaceae. The transcript has a single exon. Gene Ontology annotation, biological process: mitochondrial magnesium ion transmembrane transport. Gene Ontology annotation, molecular function: magnesium ion transmembrane transporter activity. The record is from RefSeq and is a predicted model, not a curated record.